Messenger RNA from Gekko japonicus, 2910 nucleotides. Its product is annotated as suppressor of tumorigenicity 14 protein-like. The record is from RefSeq and is a predicted model, not a curated record. The transcript has 4 exons. The annotation marks the transcript as partial. Lineage: Eukaryota; Metazoa; Chordata; Lepidosauria; Squamata; Gekkonidae. Gene Ontology annotation, biological process: proteolysis. Gene Ontology annotation, molecular function: serine-type endopeptidase activity.
AUUGUGGCACGCGCAGCUUCACAAAGAAAUCCCGGAUUGUCGGUGGGACCGACUGUGAGGCGGGCGAGUGGCCGUGGCAGGUCAGCUUGCACACUGGACGCGAGGGUCACACCUGCGGAGCCUCUUUGAUAUCACAGAAGUGGCUGGUGUCAGCGGCGCACUGCUUUAAAGAUCCACACGCUACCAGCCUCGCUGAACCCAAAUCGUGGACUGCAUUCUUGGGCCUUCUCGACCAGCGGGACAGGGGCAACCCCAGUGUUCAGAAACGGGGCCUCAAGCGCAUCAUCGUCAACCCAUACUUCAACGAUUUUACCUAUGACUACGACAUCGCCGUGGUGGAACUGGAUAGCCCGGUCACCUUCACCAAGUACGUCCAGCCCAUAUGUCUUCCUGAUGCCUCGCGCGAAUUCCCGGCUGGCAAGGUCCUCCACGUGACCGGAUGGGGAGCCACAGCAGAAGAAGGUUCUGGCGCUCUCAUUUUGCAAAAGGCGGAAAUCCGGGUGAUCAACCAGACUAUAUGUAAGCCGCUGUUGACCAGCCCGCUGACUCCACGGAUGAUAUGUGUCGGGGUCCUGGAGGGAGGAAUCGAUGCCUGCCAGGGUGACUCCGGCGGGCCGCUUACCAGCAUCGAGGCCAAUAACAAGAUGUAUCUGGCUGGCGUGGUGAGCUGGGGGGAAGGAUGCGCCCGACGGAACAAGCCUGGAGCCUACACCCGGGUCUCUCUGUUUCGGGACUGGGUCCGAGAGAACACAGGGGUGUAGGUGGUCGUAGCCACGGGGUGAUCCUCACGCACCUGAUUUUCCUGUGUCUGGCAUUGACAAGCUGGUGGCUGUAGACAAUCCCACAUGAUGUGAAGAGAACUCUGCAUAUCUUCUUUGCACCCGCCUUGAUUUACUUGGGGGGCGGAGGAAGAAACAAUGAGUCUAGGUUUAUCGAUCAGGUGGGCUGAGUCACCAAUUUGAAGGCCUUUCCCUCCUUCCUGGCAGUGCUUUCCGCACCCUUGGUCUCCGAGGACUGUUUGAGCAAAUCUUAUUUGAAUGUGAACUUGGUUCCCGGUGGGUUUGAAUCUAGGGGGUGGGGGAGGCUGGAACUCCACAAAGCGAUCCUACCUCUGCAUGAGCCAUACAAUGCCAGGCCUGGUGCGGGUUGUGCUUGUGAGACGAGACGGCAGCGUCCGGUGGAAAUGUGAUGGAAGAGGCUGCUGUUCAUCUAUUAAAAACCAACUUCUGUGUGUUUUUCUGGAGACCAGAUGGGAUGUUAAUGGCCCUGUGGUUUUAUAGCUAAUCUUGUACAGCCAGCACCUGUGGCUUGUUCUGUUUGCUUUCCUUUCCACACCCAGAGAGUUCCACCCUGGGAAUGUGAUUGUCACCUACACUGUUGUUAUUGUUUUUUUCCUUCAAAACUGCUGGUCAAGUGGAAGGGGCUGUCCUUAUUCUGUCUCCUUUUCCCAAUCUGCAAGAGUCCAGAAGUGGAAUUGUUAUGAGGAAACGGUGCAUCUUUUCUCUUCUGCUUUGUGGUGAGCAAUUUGCUAACUUGGUUUUCUGAGGAUGGAUAGAUGGGCACACCUAGUUUUGCUAAAGCAGUCUUUCAAGUAGGAUCAAGUCCUCACUAUUAUUUUAGUACUUCAGUUUUUUAAAAGUGUGUUGAUUUUUUUAAAAAUCCCUGCAGAUAAACCACACAUCUUUGGAGAUAAACCACAUGUCAGUGGGGGUGAUGGACUCUUGGUUACUGCCUUAUAUCUCACUCCCAGUUUUAACACUGUGUCCAGAAAUUCUUCCUUCAGCCUCAGAAGUUCCUUUGGCAUAGAUCCCCUUUUAUUAAGCAAAAUCUUUAGCAUCUGCUGCUAAACUUUGCCCGUCUUGUUGUAUACCAACAUGACUUGGAUUUAGGUCUCUUCCAUUGCUGAUUUGCUUACGGCUAGACCAUGGAGAUCAGGAAGACCCACAGUUGACAUUUGCCUUCAUUGAAUGAUCUCCGGUGCCAGCACAGUGUUCAAAGCCUCUAGGCACGAUCAUUGCUGCUCUUACGGCUGACGUAAGGCAUGCCACAGACCCUGCUGGUUUUUCAACUUUGUAAGCCUCCAAGGAUGCCUUUGUGACCCUUGCCUGUUUAGAACCAAAGAUGUGACCGUGGUGAUCCUGUUAUUUAGAUCCCAUUGACAUUUGUAGGAAUUACGCAUGCAUAACUAGCUGCAGUAUCGUUGCCUGUGGAGGCAGAGAAUUGUUCUGAAAAUCUCUGCAGUACAGAAUAGUUGGAGAUGCUCCCUUGCAGGUAUUAGGUGCAAAUGGGCUUUAGCUAGUGUUGUAGGUGUGCUAUUGUGAAUUAAAACAGAUCUUAGUUAAAAGGGCUUGGUUGCCCUUUGCAAAGCUGGGGUCUUACGCCUAAGGCUGGAAUCUUUCAAGCCUGUCACUCUCUUGAGCAAGGAGAGUAUUCAAACAGUCCCUGCUGUGGAAGCUUGAGGGCUCUCCAGGGAACACAUGAUAACCUAGCCCAUAGCUACAGUGGGGCAUCUUAAUCACAAGCCAUGCCCCACAAAGCUUGCCCUUUGAACUCAUAAAAAUAUUUUAAAAAGUUUAAAUGUAGCUGCGCCGCGCCGCCGCGCCCAGUCCUGCCUGCACCGCCUUCUUCCUCCUGAAUCCGCCCUCCCAUUAGCCGUCCCAUCCGGUCCUACCUUCUCCUGAUUUGCUGACUUGCCCCCAUGGGGGCUGGAGAGGGCUCAGGGGCAGGGGGAACCAGCUGCAGAUCCUGCAGAAGCACGCAGGAAGACCCGGCGGCCAGUGAGGCUAUGUAGUGCCCACCCCCUCCCUCUUCUCUGGUGGCAGCCUGAGUCAGGGGUGCCUCAGUGCCAGGAGCCCUGCUGGGUGACUUGAACGUUGGGUGUCCCGAGAGGGUGUUCUUGGGAAGCCCUCG